This is a messenger RNA of Dichomitus squalens LYAD-421 SS1, 620 nucleotides long. RefSeq lists its product as uncharacterized. The record is from RefSeq and is a predicted model, not a curated record. Lineage: Eukaryota; Fungi; Basidiomycota; Agaricomycetes; Polyporales; Polyporaceae. The coding region runs from base 27 to 317 and encodes 96 amino acids. The transcript is spliced from 3 exons.
CUUCCACGGUCCGACGCUCUGGGUCGAUGCCUGGGGCGGGACGUUCUGGAAGGGGAAGAAGCCCUGGGGAGCCGUUGGCGACGUCAGCAGGGCGUUCGAGAUCGUGGAGUUUGGGCGGCGACUGUGAAAGGAGCAGAGGCAGGUCAUCUAUCUUGUAUCACUGCGUGUCUUGCACGCCGCUUCUCGGCUGCACAAUCGGACCCUGCUCGGUUGCGUCGCGCAUUCGAGGCCACGGCGGUAGCAAACGGCGCAGCGCCUUCACUCAACGUCGGAUGGAUGGGACUAUCUCUGGUCAUCCCCAUCUCUUAAGUCGUUGACCGUUCCUCUGUAAUAGCAGCGGCGGCCUCGCCAUCUCGUAUAGCAUCGCACGCAGAUGCGAGAUGACUCCUACAGCACAGGCACAGAUCACCUGCGCAGGCGACGUCGUAGACUGAUCGCAACUCGUGCUUCGGUUUUACGUCCUCGGCUUGAGCGAAGGCAUUCACUUCUGCUUUUUGUCCUCUCCCCUGACCAAAGUCUGCUCGCUUGGCCCCAGCAAGGCCUUGAGCCGAGAACGUCAACGAUGCUACAUGACAAGGUAUUACACUCUGGGAUUAUAUUUAUCAAAAUCAAUCCGAAAC